Molecule: messenger RNA, 4491 nt
Organism: Eurytemora carolleeae
Lineage: Eukaryota; Metazoa; Arthropoda; Copepoda; Calanoida; Temoridae
Gene: tna
Product: zinc finger MIZ domain-containing protein 1
Exons: 20
Coding region: 620-3385 (921 amino acids)
Biological process (GO): protein sumoylation; regulation of transcription by RNA polymerase II
Molecular function (GO): zinc ion binding; SUMO ligase activity
Source: RefSeq, a predicted model, not a curated record
CUCCUCACCCCUCUCCCACUGUCAGUUCGGUUUCUUCUCUAUAUCUCACACAACGAGCACAAUAAUAAUAUAAUAACAAAACAUUGUACAACAAAACUGGUUUUAAACCGGUUCCGUACAUAAACAUACAGUGACACUUACUACUAUAGUUAUUGAUUGAUAGUUAAAACUGAAAUAUUUAAUGUACUGUCAUGAUAAUUGUACACUAAAUAGUGAAGAUAAAAGAAGAUAAAACAAUUUAAUAAAUUGUAAACAAAGUAAUCCACUACACCGCAGAACAGUGUUCAUAAAAAACUGGUUUUCAGGAAGCCUUAAAAAGUGAAAAAGUGACACAAAAAAGCAUUUUUAGAAUUUUAUUAUGAACAUGCAUAUUAGGAAAUAUUCGUUGAUGUUCUUUAGUUUUGUAAAACUGGGAUUAUGACAGUUUUCUUAAAAAGGUUUGUUGAUUAGUUGAUUGAUUGAUUGAUCAGUUGAUCAGCUCACUAGCAGGGACAAGGUGGCGCACUCACAUAUUCAAGUUGAGGUUUCCACCACAGUAUGGGGACAGGCUCAGUUAAGCCAGGGUAGGUGGACUGGAAGCUCUGGUAACUCUGGCAACUAUUCAAAUCCAGAUUCUAUCAUGACCCAGGCGGAUAUGAACGGAGAAAAAGACCAACAAGCUCUACCAUCAUUCUCAAAUCUGACUAGUCAUGGUGAUAGCUCUGAUCUUGAGAAAGCUGCGAUGAACACUGCUGUAGCCGCUGCUACUGCUACUGCUACUGCAACAGCAACCGCUACUGCACAAGCUCUCAUCGAGAAUAAAGGAAACGGUGAUCUCCAAAACCAGGGAGGAGGAGGAAAGGGAAUAAUGCAUGAAGGAUCCAUGUCUCCCAUGUCCGGCAUGCAAAAUAUGCUGCCUGGCAUGAACUCAAGUGAUGGCAUGAACGGCAUGCAGCGAAUGUCCAACAUGUCCGGCAUGAUGUCCCCCAAUAUGAUGCAGAACGGGAUGCAGAGUGGAAUGCAGAACAUGAUGCACGGUCAUGGGAUGCAAAACGGGAUGUCCGGGAUGAAUGGAAUGCAAGGCAUGAAUGGGAUGAACGGGAUGAAUGGAAUGAAUGGCAUGGGGAUGAGCGGAUAUGGAAACAGUCAGAUGCAGCAGAUGCAGUACGGUAAUGGAUACUCCAGUAUGCAGAUGAACCAGGCCGGUUACCACAUUAACCCGAUGGGGAUGAACUCUAUGAGUCGGAUGGGGAUGAUGCAGGGGAUGAACCCCCGGAUGAACAUGAUGAAUAUGCCCUCCUCCUCUUCAAUAUCCAGUAUGCCAAACAUGUCUAAUAUGUCUAACAUGGCAAAUAUGCCAAUAAGAGCAGGUGGGCCUAGUAUUAACAUGAGGAUGCCAAUUGAUUCACGUAUGUACAGUGCACAGGGCCGACCCUCUCCUUACCCUAACCCGGCCAUGUACAUGGCCCAAAAAAGACACCAAACUCCUAUGUACAACAGUCAGAUGCAAGGUGUUGGUCCCAUGUGCCCGUCUAACGGUCAGUACAUGGGCCGAACCCCCUUCCCCGGCCCUCAGGGCGGGUACCCCAUGGGCCACCCUCAUAAUAUGGGAGGUGGGCCUGGGCCUGGAUAUAGUGGCAUGCCUCCCAGCAUGCGGCAUUCAAAUAUGAUGCCUGGUAACAUGCCUAUGACUUCCAUGCCCCAAAGCUACCCAGUGAGCUCGCAAAUGGGCCCGAUGAACUCUGUAAUGCGCCCCUCCGGCCCUGGUAGUGGAUACCCCGGUCCUAUGGGAAUGCAGGGUAGCGGAAUGUACCCAGUGCGCCCCAAAACCGAAAUUCCAACCGUUUCUCCGCGCGGCGCAUCCAUCUCUACCUUCCAACAUUCGCCUGUACCAGGAAAUCCUACUCCGCCCCUGACACCGAACGGGGCGGGAAAUUGUAUAUCCGCCCCCUUUGCCUCUCCACUCAGUGAACACGGCAGCACUAACUCCGAUACCAAACCAAACUUUAACCUGGCCAAAGAAGAACUGCGUUUAACGUUCCCAGUGCAGGACGGUAUUCUUCUACCACCGUUUAGGUUGGAGCAUAAUCUGGCUGUUUCCAACCACGUCUUUCAUCUUAAACCCCAGGUUCACCAGACCCUGAUGUGGAGACCAGAUCUAGAACUACAGCUAAAAUGUUUCCACCAUGAAGAUAGAUCUAUGAACACAAACUGGCCUAGCAGCGUUCAGGUUAGCGUGAAUGCUACUCCUCUAAUGAUUGAGAGAUCAACUGAGGGUAAAACUGGUCACAAACCUCUCUACUUAAAGGAUGUUUGUCAAGCAGGACGGAAUACUAUUCAGAUUACUGUCUCAGCAUGCUGCUGUUCGCACUUGUUUGUUCUACAGCUGGUUCAUAGACCAUCGGUUAGAUCAGUACUACAAGGGUUAUUGCGUAAGCGUCUGCUUCCUCUUGAGCACUGUAUAAGUAAGAUAAAACGCAACUUUUCCACCAACAGCAAUGGUCAGGACAACAGCAAUCCUGGAGGAAAUCAGGAGGACGGACUAGAACAGACAAGUCAGAAGGUGUCUCUUAGAUGCCCGUUAACAUUUAAACGUAUUGGUCUACCUGCCCGCGGUCAUGACUGUCGGCAUAUUCAAUGUUUUGAUCUUGAAUCCUACCUAAAGAUGAAUUGUGACAAGGGGGUCUGGAAGUGCCCGGUGUGCAAUAAAACUGCACUACUGGAGGGUCUCGAGGUAGAUCAGUACAUGCUUAGUGUACUGCAGAAUCCUGCAUGUACAGACGCAGAGGAGGUACAAGUAGAUGAACAGGCAAAUAUGCAGCCCCUGCAUAUCAAGAGUGAGAACGGUGAGCAGGAUUGUAGUUCCUCGAUGCACCCUAUCUCCCCGGGGAGUAUUAAACUGCCCAGCAUGGGAUCCUGGGACCUAACGUCGUUGAAAUCUCCAGCUCUAUACGCACCUCCAGACAUGAACAGUAUUGUAUCCGGGCAGUAUCCUCUAGAAGAAGGUCCUUUAUCCCAGAUGUCUGAAGCUGUAAACAAUAUUGGAGAGGGAGGACUGGGUCCUCAUACACCUUGCACCCCUCAUACACCGGGCAUGCCCGCCACCCCUCACACUCCCGGGACCGGGCAUAAGAGUCCGAGAAAUGGGAAUAACAGUGCUGAGAAAAACAAAGAUCUGUCAGAUAUUCGGACUGAUUUCUCCCUGGACGAUCUAAACUUUGACCCCGCAGCUCUUAUUGGUGAAGGUAGCGGGGACUGGAAUUUAAAUAACAUGGAUCCGAGUGAUCUAUUGUCCUUCCUUGAUGGGCCGGGAGACCUAGCCACGCCCCCGUCCUCUGGGGCGGGAUCGGAAAGUGGAAGCCGGCAAAACACAUCCCAAGACGACCUUUUAUCUCUUUUCGACUGAAACCUACAGCGCCAUAUAUGGAGAAAAUUUGAAACAUUUUAAGCCAAUAAAAAUGGCGGGUGAACAAACAACUUCUUUUUGGGCUCGAUAAGUCGAGUUGACUCAUCACCAAACUUAUCUGAAUUGAGAAGUUUUCUCUCUCUCUACCUACUUUAAGCCAAAAUACAGUUUUAAUUUGAAUGCUUGUGAUAUAUCAUGAUAUUGCAAAUUCCAAGUUUAAUCAGAAACGGUUUCCAAAAAUAACCCGAGAUUUCCGGAAUUCUGGACUUUGUAUCCGAUUCAUUUAAAAACAUAAAUUUAUAUAUUAGAAAAAAUGAGGAACCUUUAUAAAAUAUUAUAAUCGUUAACGCCUGAUGCAUGUGUUCGACCUAAAGGAUGUUAAGGGGUUAACCCCCUUAACAUUGUCCACAUAUAUAUGAAUUUGUCUAUAAAUGUAUAUAUGUUAAAUAAUGUCACAAAACUUAAACAAGUUUUAAGGAAGAAUAUCACCUACUUUAUGUAAAAAAGCCUUUUGUACAAAAUUGAUUAAUUUGAUAGACCAAAUCUAAUUAAAAAAGUAUUAUUAUUCAGUUUUACUAUUUACGCCCUGAAUUGGUCUUUUCAAUAAGUACAAAACAAAGGUUAAAUUUAUUUUUGGCAACAUUUCCAUUUUAUUUAUUGAAAAUUUGUAUUAAAUUUUAUUACCAAAUUUUGCCAAAAAUGUAUUUACUUUCUAGAUCUUUCAGAAUCCCUCUUCCCCGUAAAAAAAACAUAAUCCCAUAUGCAAUAUCAUAUAUGCAAUUAUCUAGAAAUUUAUUAAUUCAUUCAUAGAGAAUUUAGUCCCAGUGUAGAAAAUCAGAAAAAAUGUAAAUUUUAGUGAUAUUAUAUUUGUAAAAAUUAGAGAAAGCUGAUCAGCACCAAAACCUAGUUUUAUUUUCAUGCUUCGUGUACUAAAUGCUUUAUAUCAAGUCGAUUUCUGAUGUAAUGUAUUAAUAUCAAGUGGAUUGGAUGUGUGUACUUAAUGAUUUAUAUCGAGUCGAUUUUAAGUGUACUGAAUGAUUUAUAUCGAGUUGAUUGUAAGUAUGUGUACUGGAUGCAUUACUUGGAGUAAAUCGAAAGUAUGAUUA